Messenger RNA from Thrips palmi, 879 nucleotides. RefSeq lists its product as uncharacterized. The record is from RefSeq and is a predicted model, not a curated record. Lineage: Eukaryota; Metazoa; Arthropoda; Insecta; Thysanoptera; Thripidae. Bases 83 to 598 code for a protein of 171 amino acids. The transcript has 5 exons.
ACAGGUGUGCAAGAAUUAUUUGCACGGGUUGUGCAAAUACCCAAGGCUUCCUUCAGUGCACAAAUUGUGCAAUUAUAAAUCCAUGCCUCGUGUGUUUCACUUUGCAGCCCCACGUGCCGACGAGCUGACGAAAAUUACUUGUUGCGCGUGCUUCCACACGUUUGUCGAUCUCAAUGGACUGCAUCGCCACCAAGAAAAUUUCUCAUGCUGUAAAAAUGCUCUCCCAUUCACAACACGUCGCCCUUGGGCUGUGCCCAAUAAGUUUCUUAAGUUGGCUGUACAGGAGAAUCUCCGUCCCUUAGAGUAUUUAAAACGGGAAAAUAUAAUGUGGCCAGUGGGACCAAACGAUUUUUUAAAUUAUGACGAAUUAGAGCCCAUGGAAAAUGGCCAUGAUAAUGAAGAAUUGAAGUCUGAAGGCAGCAAAGUGCAAUCUCAUUUCGAUGAUAUUCCUAUUCAUACGAGAAAAGAAUACAACUAUGAAGAGAUGGUUGAAAGGGCAAUUGCUGCUGAUGAAGCUUUUCUACCACAUUUAAAUAAUCCGGAUAUGGUAUUAACAUCUAAUGUUUUCAGGUAUUUUUGGAACAUGUUUUUUGGGUAGUCUCAUUGAACACGUUGUUCAUUUUACUCUUUGCAUACAUUCCUUAUCAUGUUGGCCAUGGAGCAGUUGUGUUACUUGGGCUGCAUGAGUAUGCAAUGGCUGCCCAUUUUGAAGGCCUUGUCACCACUCUUUGUGGAUACUGUGCUAUUGGAAUGAUAUUUGUUAUCCUUCAAGGCUUAGCUUCUUUGUUCGGGCUUAUAAGAACUAAGCGUUUUUUGAGAUUGUGCUAUAUUGUUGUGAAGGUAUGUAAUCAAAGCCUUUCGUUUCCAUGUUGCUAAUUA